This is a messenger RNA of Micropterus dolomieu (smallmouth bass), 1917 nucleotides long. RefSeq names its product mediator of RNA polymerase II transcription subunit 24-like. The record is from RefSeq and is a predicted model, not a curated record. Gene Ontology annotation, molecular function: transcription coregulator activity. The transcript has 17 exons. The coding region runs from base 160 to 1869 and encodes 569 amino acids. Gene Ontology annotation, cellular component: mediator complex. NCBI's taxonomy places the organism in Eukaryota, Metazoa, Chordata, Actinopteri, Centrarchiformes, Centrarchidae.
ACCAAUCCACGGAAGGAAUACUGAGACGUCACGAUAUUGACCAAUGAACGCUCACGUAUUUUACAGAAGAAGAAAAAAAAUGGCGUCCGUUGUAUUGUGAAGAGGAGAAGCUACAAACAAAUAUCUUUUAUGUUUUGAAAAAAAAUAGAAUAAGUCAGGAUGAAGGUGGUGAAUCUGAAGCAAGCCAUUCUGCAGGCAUGGAAGGAGCGUUGGAGUGACUACCAGUGGGCCAUUAACAUCAAGAAAAACUUUCCAAAGGGAGCGACAUGGGACUACCUUAACCUUGCAGAGGCCCUGAUGGAGCAGGCGAUGAUUGGCCCCUCCCCGAAUCCUCUUAUUUUGUCUUAUCUCAAAUAUGCUAUAAGUUCCCAGAUGGUGUCUUAUUCCAGUGUGCUGACAGCCAUCAGCAAGUUUGAUGAUUUUUCUCGGGAGCUGUGUGUCAAAUCACUGUUGGAGAUAAUGGACAUGUUUUGCCAUCGUCUCAGCUGUCAUGGGAAAGCAGAGGAAUGCAUUGGGCUGUGUCGAGCACUGCUGGGGGUGGUAGUUUGGCUGCUGCAGGGCUGUGCCUGGUACUGUGAGAGGCUGAGAGAACUUGGCCCAUCAGCCAGCACGGAGGCCAGUCUGAGAGCUUGCCAGGAGAGGCUUCACACACUGGUGAACAGCACCAAGAACAGAGCCCUGGUCCACAUUGCUCGGAUGGAGGAACAAGGUUCCUGGAGCAACGUAGAGCAAUCAGUGCUGAGAGUGACGGAAGGCCUUGGCAGUGUACCUAACCCGACACUGAUAACUAAAUUAGAGGAGAGCUUGUCACUAGUAAAAGGUAUUCCCCUGAUGCUGUCUGUGCAGUCUGACCCACUGCACCAUGCCUCCUUCCCAUCAGUUCACGCCUUCAUCAUGCUGGAAGGGACCAUGAAUCUGACAGGGGAGACACAGCCGCUGGUGGAGCAGCUGAUGAUGAUCAAGAGAAUGCAGCGAAUUCCCGCUCCUCUUUUUGUCCUGGAGAUCUGGAAGGCCUGUUUCACUGGCCUCAUUGAGUCACCUGAGGGCACCGAGGAGCUCAAAUGGACUGCCUUCACAUUCCUCAAGAUCCCACAAGUUCUGCUCCGACUAAAGAAGUAUCCUCAGGGUGACAGAGGACAGGACUUCAUGGACGACGUGAAUAUUGCAUUUCAAUACUUACUGAAGCUCACACCACUGCUGGACAAGGCUGAUCAGAGAUGCAAUUGCGACUGCCUCGGCAUGCUCCUGCAGGAGUGUAAUAAGCUCGGUCUGCUGUCAGAUUCCAACACAGCCUGCCUCACUUCCAAACGGACCGAGGACAGGGAGUUCGCCCCAAGGCUUAAGACAGCAGAAAAUGCUAACAUCCAGCCAAACCCUGGUCUCAUCCUGAGAGCUGAGCCCACUGUCACCAAUAUUCUCAAGACAGUAGAUGCAGACCACUCAAAGUCCCCUGAGGGCCUUUUGGGGGUCCUGGGACACAUGUUGUCUGGAAAGAGCCUGGAUCUGCUCUUGGCGGCAGCAGCGGCCACUGGGAAACUCAAAUCCUUCGCCCGGAAGUUCAUUAAGCUUAAUGAGUUUCCCAAGCACAUAAGUGGUGAAGGAUCAAAGUCUGCAUCAGUACGGGCCCUGCUCUUCGACAUCUCCUUCCUCAUGCUCUGCCACGUGGUGCAGACAUAUGGUUCUGAGGUGAUACUGUCAGACCCCAGCCCUUCAGGGGAGACACCCUUCUUUGAAACAUGGCUGCAGACAUGUAUGCCUGAAGAGGGCAAGACUCUGAACCCAGACCACCCCUGCUUCAGACCAGAGCCUGGCAAAGUGGAGACCCUGGUCACCCUGCUGAACAACUCCUCAGAGAUGAAACUAGUGUAAGUUGCAGACUAAUAUGUAAUUAAAGAACUGGGCUUUGUGCAUGCUUUA